Messenger RNA from Mangifera indica (mango), 1699 nucleotides. Its product is annotated as 7-hydroxymethyl chlorophyll a reductase, chloroplastic. The transcript has 18 exons. Gene Ontology annotation, molecular function: 7-hydroxymethyl chlorophyll a reductase activity. The coding region runs from base 84 to 1427 and encodes 447 amino acids. NCBI's taxonomy places the organism in Eukaryota, Viridiplantae, Streptophyta, Magnoliopsida, Sapindales, Anacardiaceae. Gene Ontology annotation, biological process: chlorophyll cycle. The record is from RefSeq and is a predicted model, not a curated record. Gene Ontology annotation, cellular component: chloroplast.
UCCUUCAGACGUUAUCUUGUAUAUAUAAAAGAUGUGGUGCAAAUGAAGCCAUUCUUCAAACUUGAGUUUCUUCACCAAUCACCAUGACAUCUUUCAUUUCUAAUUUCUCUCCCCUUGGUACCGUUUGUUGUUCUUCAUCUCCCUCAAAGCAGCCGAGAGAAGACUGGAGGAAACGCUCCAAGCCCAUUCCUCCCGGUGGCACUUAUCCUGCCAAAGAUCAUUGCAGUCGAUGCGGGCUCUGUGAUACUUACUACAUUGCCCAUGUGAAGAAUGCCUGUGCUUUCUUGGGAGACGGCAUGUCUAAAAUUGAAGCGUUGGAACCCGUUGUUCAUGGUAGAGGGAGAAAAAUAGAUUCCUUAGAUGAGACUUACUUAGGUGUAUACGAUCAAGUUCUGUAUGCACGUAAAACUAAUCCAAUUCAAGGUGCCCAGUGGACUGGGAUAGUUACAACUAUCGCAAUGGAGAUGCUCAGAACAGGCAUGGUUGAGGCCGUAGUUUGUGUACAGAGUGAUCCAGAUGACAGACUUAGCCCAAGGCCUGUUUUAGCGAGGACCCCAGAAGAAGUUCUGGCUGCUAAAGGUGUCAAGCCAACAUUAUCUCCUAAUCUCAAUACCCUUGCCUUAGUGGAGGCUGCAGGUGUAAAGCGUCUACUCUUUUGUGGAGUGGGUUGCCAAGUGCAAGCACUAAGAUCUGUGGAGCACCAUUUGAAUUUGGAAAAGCUUUAUGUCUUGGGCACCAAUUGUGUGGACAAUGGAACUCGAGAAGGGCUAGAUAAGUUUCUAAAGGCUGCAAGUAAUGAACCAGAAACAGUUCUUCAUUAUGAGUUUAUGCAGGAUUACAAGGUCCACUUGAAGCACUUAGAUGGCCACAUUGAAGAGGUUCCUUAUUUCUGUCUACCAGCAAAUGAUUUAGUUGAUGUUAUUGCUCCUUCUUGCUAUAGCUGUUUCGACUACACAAAUGCUUUAGCGGAUCUGGUAGUUGGAUACAUGGGUGUUCCAAAAUAUCCAGGAGUCAGCAUGACACAACAUCCACAGUAUGUCACUGUUAGAAAUGAACGUGGAAAGGAAAUGCUGAGUUUGGUAGAAAACCUUUUGGAGAUUAUUCCAACAACCAGUAGUGGUAACCGACGCCCAUUUGUUAUGGAGACUGUUAAGGCAGAUGAUAAUGCUAAGAUGGGGAAGGGACCUUCUCAACCUGCCCCAAAAUUUGUUGGAAAUUUGAUAGCUUUUUUACUAAACCUGAUUGGUCCAAAAGGAUUGGAAUUUGCCCGUUAUUCACUUGAUUAUCAUACCAUCCGGAACUAUUUGCAUGUAAACCGCACUUGGGGAAAACAAAGAGCUGACCAGCACAUGCCUUCAUAUGCGAAGAAACUUGUGGAGAUGUAUAACCAGGAUGGCCAAAUAGAUGAGAUGCUUUCCACCAAGUGACUGAAUGGUUAGAAGGUGCAAUAUCCUGGGCAACACAGCGUCAAGGUACUUCCAACGAAGUGAAAUUUUGGUACUGUAUGUAUAUGUUCAUUUUAUUAGAAGACUAUGCUCAAAAUUGGUGAUAAUUUUCGCUCAUUUCCUGCCUUUGACUUUUAUAGAUUUGCUUUAGCACAUUGUUUUGUAUUAAAAUAUUUUCAUUGCAAAGACAUUUGAACCUCUGGAUUGUGUCAUUAAACUGUGAGACAAGAAAUGGUUAUUUGUUUUUGAAAUUA